AGCUCAAUCAGCCUGAUGGCGCGCGCUCAUAACCGGCGCCCUCCGGGGUCGCUGGAGAAAAAAAUGGCAACGUAUGGUGAGGAGCCAGUGGACAGCUACUUCUACUCAUCCUACAACCCCUACGCGGGCAGGUACCCCCGGGGCAGAGAGGCGGGCUGGAAAUACAAGAGCUACCUCUCCCAGUAUGGAGACUCCGCCGACGCCUUCAACAACCAGCAGCGCGCGCAGCUCAAGUCCAUCCUGUCCCAGAUCAACCCCAAACUCACCCCCCGGCUCCGGAAGGCCAACACCAAGGACGUGGCGGUGCAGGUCAACCCCAAGAGGGACGCCUCGGUGCAGUGCUCCAUCGGCCCGCGGACCCUGCAGGCCAUGAGGCGGGAGGGGCCGCGCAGGAGGAGGCCGGAGCCCGUGGCGCCCGGGGGCGGCAGCCCGAAGGCGGCGGGAGGGGUGAGAUACCCCCGCACCCUGGCCGUGUACUCCCCCAUAGCUUACAGGAGCGUCACCUCCUUCCUGGUGGACGACAACAACAAUAAGGAGGAGGUGGAGGCGGAGGCGGGGGAGGAGGCUCCGCUGGAGCCCGAGAAAGAAAACGGCCCCGCAAAGGAGGAGAAGACGGCCACGCCUCUGGAGCUGAACAGGAAGAUGGAGAAACUCCAGGUGAGGAGCGAGGGGGCGGAGGAGGCCGCGAGCAAGGCGCGCGUGCGCUUCCAGUUUCUGGAACAGAAAUACGGAUACUAUCACUGCAGAGACUGCAACCUCAGAUGGGAAAGUGCUUACGUGUGGUGCGUUCAGGGCACCAACAAGGUCUACUUCAAACAGUUCUGCAGGAAAUGCCAGAAGGACUUCAACCCGUACCGCGUGGAGGACAUCACGUGCCACACCUGCAACAAGGCGCGUUGUUCCUGCGCCGUCACACAGCGGCACGUGGACCCCAAACGGCCGCACCGACAGGACCUGUGCGGUCGCUGCAAAGGCAAGCGGCUCUCCUGCGACAGCACGUUCAGCUUCAAGUACAUCAUCUGAGCGUCCCGACUUUAUUUCAUGUCCUUUUGACUCAUGAAAUAAACGAUUCCCUUGCAGCUCG
Molecule: messenger RNA, 1084 nt
Organism: Oryzias melastigma (Indian medaka)
Lineage: Eukaryota; Metazoa; Chordata; Actinopteri; Beloniformes; Adrianichthyidae
Gene: zar1
Product: zygote arrest 1
Exons: 4
Coding region: 16-1023 (335 amino acids)
Biological process (GO): translation
Cellular component (GO): cytoplasm
Molecular function (GO): mRNA base-pairing post-transcriptional repressor activity
Source: RefSeq, a predicted model, not a curated record